Molecule: messenger RNA, 3908 nt
Organism: Eleginops maclovinus (Patagonian blennie)
Lineage: Eukaryota; Metazoa; Chordata; Actinopteri; Perciformes; Eleginopidae
Product: interferon-induced protein with tetratricopeptide repeats 1-like
Exons: 2
Coding region: 132-1439 (435 amino acids)
Biological process (GO): defense response to virus
Cellular component (GO): cytosol
Molecular function (GO): protein binding
Source: RefSeq, a predicted model, not a curated record
GCUCCUUAGCAUCUCAUCAUUCACAGCUAAGCAGAAGCUACAGGUCACUGACUUUUUAGCAGCGAACCAAAGCCUCAAGACCAAAAACCAUUCUUACAUUUACAGAACUACUGAGUUGAGGAAGCAGACGAAUGAUGAGUUCUGCUCAGAGUCACACACUGGUGUCCAAACUGGAGGCCCUGCAUUGCCACUUCACCUGGGAUCCUGACCUCAGUAAGUCCUUACUUUUUCGUUGUAGGGACAACCUGGAGGACAUUGGCACCCUGAAUGGAAACCCCUGGCUUGGUCACAUUUACAACCUGCGGGGGUUCAUUCAGUUCAAGCUGGGCUUCAAUGAAGAAGCCCAGAAGUUCUUCAACAAAGCUACUGAGUCCUUCAAUAAGAUGAGAAACGCAGAUGAGGGCCCCUGGUUAGUGGUGAACUACGGGAACCUGGCUUGGCUGCACCAUCACCUGGGAGACCAAGCAGAGAGCGAGGCUUACCUGUCUAAGGUCGACGCCCUGAUAGAAAAAUACCCAUCUCCAUCCCAGGAUGAGCUCCACCCAGAGACCUUCGCUGAGAAAGCCUAUACGCUGAUAGCAUUGAAGGGCGACAUGAAACUGGCUAUAGAUUACUUCCAGAGAGCCAUCAAGAUCCAGCCGGACAUGCUGGAGUGGAACAGCUGGCAUGUCUUAGCGUCAGUGUAUGCUUCUAAGCACAGCAGCACAGGGCUGGAAGAUGAGAUCUUUGAAAAAAUGAGAAUCGCUAAAGAACAGGAUCCAGAGAACUUGUACCUCGCUGUUCACUACCUUGAGCAACGUGCUAAGAGAGGAGAAAGAAUGGAAGAUGAAGCACGUGAAUUAGCAAGAGAGGUUUUGAGAAGUCCUGUCAGCAGCUACAGUGGUUUUAAAACAAUGCUUAGGAUUUUCAGAAAAUAUAUAUCUGUUGAUGAGUCCAUUGAUUUGGCGGAGGAGGCUCUGAAGAACCAUCCAGAUGAGCGUUAUUUGAAGAGAUGCGCUGCACUCUGCUAUCAAGGGAGUCUCAUUUUCAGUUACAGUCGCCCAAAGAAAAGCAUGCUAGACAGAGCAGUCAGUCUCCAUCAGGAGGUGACUUCUCUUUACCCUGAUUCCUCACUUUUGAGGAAAAUAGACCUUGCUAAUAUAUACGCACAGUCACAUGAUGGUCAGGCUAAAGCUGAGCAGAUAUAUCAAGAACUGCUAGAAAGUGAUCUGGAACUUGCAGAUAAACAAAUGCUGUACAACAACUAUGCAAAAUAUUUAAAUUUCCAAAAACAGGAUCGCAAAGAGUCAAUACGAUAUCACAUGAAGGCAGCAGCGAUACCGCAACAAUCCUUCUUUCGUGAGAACAGCAUCAAAGUUCUGGAAAAAGUCAGAGACAGAGGAAGGGACAGAAUGUGCAGAGAGAUAAGGGAGUUUCUGGCAAACCUGCAAGAGCCAUAGUGCUCUUAACAGCACUUGUUCUAAAUCCAGGAAAAAGUAGGCAUCGCAUUAGCAAAAUAAUGUGUACAUCCUCAUUUAUUUGUUUAGUAAAAAAAUAGAACAUAAAAAAGUUAAAAUAAAUAAAUUGAGAAGAUUUUCACUUUGACAGAACCUUAGAAGCACACACAGUACAGUUUCCCUACAUGUUUCUGAUAAACGAAAGAACUGGCAGUGGCAAACACUACUGUUAAAUAGAAAAAUAUAAUGUAGUGUUCUGUGUUGUAUAGGUUUUUGUUUAAUUAAAUGGUCUGCAAAGUAUAAAAUUCUAAUGCUUUUGCGUUUUUUUUCAAUGCAACACAACUGUAUUAAUCUAUGCUGAUGUGAUUAUAGGAAAGUAAAAGCAUACAUGAAACACCACUUUGGCCUUUAAUAAUAUUAUAUUGUAUUUGUAUAGCACACGAGGUGCUUUAGUUCAUUGGUUUCUUAGCACAUGGGGAGGCAUGGGCAUCUCCAAGAGGAAGUAGCUGGAACUUGUGUAGGACAUGUGUAUUAUCCCCCAUGACGCCAAAGGUACUGACAUGAUGCCCCUAGCAUGAGGCUAAACAUCAGAGGGGUGAUUCAGUGAACUGUGGUUUGAAAGCACUUUAUUUUAUUGAUAAUAAGUGAUAGGAAUCAGCAUUAGAGUAAGAAUACUCUCGAUAAAGAAACAGUAGAAGUUUGGUAAAAAAGUUUUGGGGACAUAGAAAGUUUUUGGGCUCUUGAAUAAGUAGACAUUUGUCAGUUUUCUGUGUUUUGGAAUGCUAACUCUUAUUUUCGUCAGCGUGGAAAAGGAACAAGAAGAGGGAAGUUCUGCCCCCUUGUGGGGAGCCUUUGCUGGUGUAUGGUGUAUCUGCUAAGACUCAUUUAUCUGUCGAACUAAAUGUACAAAAUAUUAAUUUGUUAAGUCAAAUAUGUCACCAGUUAAGUCACAAAGAAGAAGCAUGUAUGAUAGACUUGUAACUACGGAUGACAAGGACUACAAAAUAAAAGGACAGAAAGGAUCGGAUUGGCCCAGUCAGGGCUGAAUUUUAAAAUAAUGCCUUUUUAUGGGGAAUAUGAUCAUGUAUUGUUUAUUUUAUAUUCUUAUUUAAUAUAUUUAUAUUUCUUAAUGUUACGCUUGUUAUUGUGAUGUGAACUGUAAGAAAUAAUAAUCAAUAUUAUGUGUAAGUACAACACUGUCUUAUUUUGAAAACUGUUUUAUUUUGAAACAGUUUAUUGUGUAACCGGAUGUUGGUUUUAGCCUCAGAUAGCAUGUAGCUAAUAUUGUAUUGUAUAUAUGAGUAGAGGGAGAAGGACGUGUGGAGUUACAUACUAAACACACUGCCUCUACCGCUCACUCAUUGAUGCUGCAAUAAUACUAUUGCGUGUUUUGUUUUUUUUGUCAAUGUAUUUUGAUUGAGGUUUUAAACAUAUACAUAAACAAGCCCUUGAGAGAACACAUAACAAAUUGAGACAAAAAUAACAGCAAAUUAUCAAAUAUAGAUACACACAAUCACACAACAGUACAAACACAAAAAAAUAUAUAUAUAUAUAAAAAUAUAUUUUUUUAAAAACCACAAAAAACAUCCACAGUGAUUACCCAAUUACUUCACAUCUCAGUCAGAGCCAAGUGGCACCGUCAGCUGUUCUACAUAAGAAAUAAAUGGACGCCAUGCUACAUCAAAUUUCGCCAUUGAUCCAUUCAGUGUGUAUCUCAGUUUUUCAAUCUUAAGGAAAAACAGAACAUCACAGAUCCAUCUACCAAACGAAGGCGGGCGGUCACUUUUCCAGUGUAAAAGAAUGAGCCGCCUCGCUAGGAGGGAGGAGUAGGCCAUACCAUUUAAUUGUGAACUUUGAACUGCUAGAAAGUGAUCUGGAACUUGCAGAUAAACAAAUGCUUUAUAACAACUAUGCAAAAUAUUUAUAUUUCCAAAAACAGGAUCGCAAAGAGUCAAUACAAUAUCACAUGAAGGCAGCAGCGACACCGCAACAAUCCUUCUUUCGUGAGAACAGCAUCAAAACUCUGCAGAAGAUCAGAGACAGAGGCGAGGACCCAAUGUGCAGAGAGAUAAAGGAGUUUCUGGCAAAUCUGCAAGAGCCAUAAGGUCUUUAAAAGAACAGGGUAAACAAUCAGAAAAAAACAUGCACUAUUUAAAAUGAUCUAUACAUAUUAAUUGAUUGAAAAUAUAUAUCUAGGAGCAGUAGUACACUCGAUUUUAUGAAAAAUGCUUUAAUAACAUAACAAAAUAUCUUCUGUUUCCAUUUUCAAUGUAUUUUUUGUUACAAAACACUACAUAACCUAUAAUUUGUGCUUUGCUGUUAGGUUUUAUUAGUGUCAUAUAAAAAUGUGAUUGGUAUUGCAAUAUAUAAUGGAUGAAUAUUAAUUCCAGAUGAAACUGAUUGUAUGAUUUUAUGCCAACAGUGCCUCUAUAUUGUAAAGAACAAUAAACAUGCAUUAUGUAAACCAAGAAA